Baudoinia panamericana UAMH 10762 is the source of this 963-nucleotide messenger RNA. RefSeq lists its product as uncharacterized. Gene Ontology annotation, molecular function: ATP-dependent FeS chaperone activity; ATP binding; 4 iron, 4 sulfur cluster binding. The transcript is spliced from 6 exons. The record is from RefSeq and is a predicted model, not a curated record. Lineage: Eukaryota; Fungi; Ascomycota; Dothideomycetes; Mycosphaerellales; Teratosphaeriaceae. Gene Ontology annotation, biological process: mitochondrial respiratory chain complex I assembly; iron-sulfur cluster assembly. The coding region runs from base 1 to 963 and encodes 320 amino acids. Gene Ontology annotation, cellular component: mitochondrion.
AUGGCAUGCUCGUUGCGUGCCCUGCUUAGCUUACCAACACCGUUGCGGCAUGUGCUAUCGUCUUUCAUUGCGCAAAAGCGCGCAUUCUCAAUAACGGGACUUGCGCAAGCCGGCCAUGAGAACCCACUGGGUCUUCCGCGGUCAGGAACGCCACCUAACCUAGCAGCGCGUAUGAGGAGAGGCCUUCCAGAAAAGCGUGCCAUCCCCAGUGUCGGCAAAGUAAUCGCCGUCAGCAGUGCCAAAGGUGGCGUCGGUAAGAGUACCAUUGCUGUAAACCUCGCACUGGCCGCCGCACGGCAAGGCAUCGCAACCGGCAUUCUCGAUGCGGAUAUAUAUGGGCCCAGUAUACCGACCCUACUCAAUUUAGAAGGCCUUGAACCCGACCUUGACCCAAACAACCGCUUGCUCCCACUAACAGCGUACGGCAUCAAAGCAAUGUCAAUGGGUUUUCUAGUGCCCCAGGACAGCCCAAUAGCCUGGCGCGGGCUCAUGGUGCAGAAAGCAGUGAACCAGCUUCUGUUCGAGGUUGCGUGGCCGAAACUGGAUUUGCUGGUGUUGGAUCUCCCACCAGGUACUGGUGACGUGCAGCUUACGAUCACACAAAGUAUUGAACUCACCGGUGCCAUCAUCGUCUCGACGCCGCAGGAUCUAGCACUCCGCGAUGCGGUAAGAGGCAUCGACCUCUUCCGGAAGGUCAAAGUACCCAUCUUAGGUAUGGUGCAGAAUAUGAGUACGUUCAGGUGCACGAAUUGCGGGCAUGACCAUGAUAUCUUCGGGCUAGACGGAGCACGCAGGAAGUGCGAACAGCUAGGCGUGAAGCUGCUUGGAGACAUUCCGCUACAUGCACAGAUCUGCCACGAUGCAGACACUGGCAAGCCGACCGUUGUUGCCAACCCGGAAAGCCCUCAAGCACAGGCUUUCAAUUCUAUUGUCAGCGAGCUGGCUGCAACACUACCCUUGUAG